AUGACUGUGGCCUCAAAGGCAGCCGAGGAGGAGCAGCGCGCCCUGGUCGACCGACUGGAGCAGCACCUGCGCCACUUCCAGCGGCAGCUGCGCUGGCGCGGCGGUACGCGGCCCCGAGGUGUCAACGCGAACGUCUGCCGCGUGGUGGGGCCCAGCUACCUCGCUGACAAAGGUCAGCCGGAAAAAGAGAGCAAGCAGCAAGCGUUUGCAUAUGCAGAGCUUUGGCACCAACGUCAAGGUGCGUCAGAGCCCGAACAGCUGGAACCUCUUUGCCGCGGGCCGCGCCGGCGCCGCGCAGAGGAGGCCUUGAAAGAUCUUCGGGCAUUGCAGGCACCUGCUCGGGUCGUGCCAGUUUCGUUUGUCCACGUUCUUGCGGAUCUCAACAAGCAGCAUUCGAAUCAGGUGGCACAGUCGGCCGGCGGCAAUGCAGCCGCAAAGGCAGAAGCCCGCAAGCUUUUCGAGGACGCCAUGCGCAACCAGCUGAGAUGGGCGGGGUGGCGGCGGACCCUGGCAGCUUCUGAAAUUGUGGAUGAUGCCUGGAGGCAUUUGUUCGAAGGCAGUAGAUCGGUGGCACUGGAUAUGAACAUGGCCACUCAGGGCACCAAGUCUGACAGCCCUGCUGUUUUGACCAUUGAUAGAUGCUGGGCCAAAGGAUUCUCGCAAGACGUGGAGGAAGAGGUGGCGACGAAGCGCAGCGUGGGACAAGAGAUGCAUGUUCGGACCGCAGCUGCUGUGUGGUUCCAGAGUUUUAAUCGGUUUAGUGACAAUCACCGGAGUAUCGACGAAGAGAUGUCGGCUGCAUCCUCAGUGAGUGGUUUGCAUUCCCAGGCAGAGGACAAUCCACAUCUGAUGGUGCAGUGUGUUGGCGCCAUCAUCAUGUUCUUCGCUGCCCGCAUGUGCCACAUAGCCUUCGUGAGUUCCAUUGAUGUGUGGUACUCUUCCCCCACCAACAGGCACAAGUACAUCCGAGCCUUCAAGGACCAAUUCCGUGAAACUGGAAAGCCGGACUAUACAGCCUUCAUGAAGACUCAUCCUGAGACAAUCUCGGAAACCUUCGGAGAUGAGGGCACGUCUGAGGGCCAGAUGGUGAAGGCGAUUGUCCUUCCCAGCUGCAUCAUUAUGGCAAUUGGUGGGAUCAUGAUGCGCUGUGGCGGCUCCUCUAUGUGGGGAUACGCCUUCCAUGCAGCACGCGGGCUGCUAACCCCUUUUGGCCUUCUAAUGGUGCUCCAGACGCCAGUGGUCAGUGGAGCCACCGGGGGAAACAAGAUCCGCUUGCCAGACCAGCCUGAAGCUAUGGCGCGUGUUCUGAGUGUGUUUUGCGCAGCAUCGGUCCAGCUGUGUGCUGCCAACGAGAUCUUGCUCGCAUCUUUCGAUGGCGCCAAGGGCAGUACCCACCAGUGGCGCCAAAUGAACGAUCCCGUGAUGGGAGGGAAGUCAACCGGUGCUUUCAGUGUGGCUGACAACAAGGGCGUCUUUAGUGGCGAGGUAGUGGACGUACCCUUCUUGAAGGCACCAGGCUUCAUUAAGGCCUCAGUUGUCGACAUGAACCCGUUUGGCCGCAUCUUCCCAGACAUCUCCACUUGCAAGAACAUUGCUCUGACUGUGAAGUCCGCGAACGACUACAAGGGAUUUCGUUUCUCUAUCGGAAACGCACAUGCUCCUGGUGGAAAGUUCUUUGCAUAUGGAUACAAGUCCGACUUCAAC
Molecule: messenger RNA, 1704 nt
Organism: Symbiodinium necroappetens
Lineage: Eukaryota; Dinophyceae; Suessiales; Symbiodiniaceae
Source: the annotation of a GenBank genome assembly